Hemicordylus capensis (graceful crag lizard) is the source of this 14782-nucleotide messenger RNA. It is a transcript of the gene ADGRL1, whose product is annotated as adhesion G protein-coupled receptor L1. The coding region runs from base 1172 to 5626 and encodes 1484 amino acids. Gene Ontology annotation, cellular component: axon; presynaptic membrane; postsynaptic density. Gene Ontology annotation, biological process: heterophilic cell-cell adhesion; cell surface receptor signaling pathway; adenylate cyclase-activating G protein-coupled receptor signaling pathway. Lineage: Eukaryota; Metazoa; Chordata; Lepidosauria; Squamata; Cordylidae. The transcript has 24 exons. The record is from RefSeq and is a predicted model, not a curated record. Gene Ontology annotation, molecular function: G protein-coupled receptor activity; latrotoxin receptor activity; carbohydrate binding.
UCCCUCGAAGCAUCCUUGCUGGAGGUUCCUGGCUGUGCGGCCAAGGAUCUAGCAGAGGGCGCCAGGAGGGACUAGCGGCUCUCGGCUGUGUGAUUGCCUCUGGACAGGGAUUUUUUGUUUGGUUUUUUGUUUCCCCCACCCCUCAGUCACCUUCCUUUGCAUCCACUUCUCCGCCUCGCCUUAGCCGAACGAGUCUGCCGGGAGGGGGCGUCCCCAGCCAGAAGAAAGCGCGAGUCUUUGCAGAGGGGAAGCCGGCGGGCAGCCGAAGCCCUCACGCCAUGGGUAGACGCAGGGGGCCGCUUGGAAGCUAGCGACUGCAAGGCGAGGGGUGGUGACCGGCCGCCUGGAGCACUGAGUCCCCGAUCGUCCCUCCGCGGUCUGGGCUGGGGGUGAGCGCGCGUGUGCGCUGUGUGUGUGCGCUGGGGCGGGGGAAGCUGAGCAGAGGAGAGACGAGCAGGCAGACGGAGCCCCCACCCCGCCGUCGUCGCCAGCGCGCGCGCGUGUGAGUGUGUGAUCGGGGGGUGGAUCCUGGUUCGCUUGCCUCCACCGUCUCCAAAAUGCCCGGACUGCCUUCCAUGGAUGGAUAUAUUUUAAGACUUCCUUUCGCAUUGCUAGGCGAGGCGGUUCGCCUGCUGGAGGCGUCCGCCAGUGACAUCUCAUCGCGGGAAGGAAGGCUUUGAUUUGGCCCCUUCCCUCUUUUCCUUCCUCCUGCUGUUUGGGAGGGGGCGGCUGCAAACAACAACAACAACAACAACAAAAAUAGGGACGGAGCUUGAUUUCUGACAGACGUUCCUUCCCCCCCCCUUCCCCUUCUUCCCCCCGCCCCGUCUUUAACUCGCCGCCCCUCCAGGGGCAAAACAAUCUGAAAUCAGGACGCGUCGUUUUGUGUGUGUCUCUCCCACCCCCAUCCCCACGUUUCUCUGAAAUUGACGCCCCAAGGGGGGGCGAUCGGAAGAAGAUCGAGAUCGCGCAUCACGCAUCCGAUUGCCUCGUGUUUCCUGAUACCUGCGGGGGCUCUCAAGCCCUGCCGUCCUGGCGGCAGGAUGGAUUAGGGAUCCCUGAAUGGAGGAGCCCGACGAUACUGGAUCGCAGAAGGCCUGCUGUUGUAUCCCCCAUUCUGGGAUGACCAGAGUGGCUCCAGGUUGCUGACAGCUCCAGCAUCAAGUGCAGCAUGGCCCGGCUCGUCCAUGCCCUCUGGAGUCUCUGCAUCACCACCGUCCUUGUCACCUCAGCCACACAAGCAGGUCUAAGCCGUGCUGGCCUGCCCUUUGGCCUGGUUCGGCGGGAACUGGCAUGUGAGGGCUAUCCUAUUGAGCUGCGCUGCCCAGGCAGUGAUGUCAUCAUGGUGGAAAAUGCAAACUACGGGCGUACGGAUGACAAGAUCUGUGAUGCCGAUCCCUUCCAGAUGGAGAACGUCCAGUGCUAUCUUCCAGAUGCCUUCAAAAUCAUGUCCCAAAGGUGCAAUAAUCGGACACAGUGUGUGGUGGUGGCUGGCUCAGAUGCUUUCCCAGACCCUUGCCCUGGCACCUACAAGUACCUGGAGGUCCAGUAUGACUGUGUCCCCUACAUAGAAGUGGAACAGAAAGUAUUCGUUUGCCCAGGGACGCUGCACAAGAUCCUGGAACCUACCUCAGCCCACGAGUCAGAACACCAGUCUGGAGCCUGGUGCAAGGACCCUCUUCAAGCUGGAGACCGAAUAUAUGUCAUGCCAUGGAUUCCAUACCGGACAGACACACUGACAGAGUAUGCUUCAUGGGAGGACUAUGUGGGUGCCCGACACACCACCACGUAUCGCCUGCCCAACAGGGUUGAUGGCACAGGCUUUGUGGUGUACGAUGGAGCAGUCUUCUAUAAUAAGGAGCGGACGCGCAACAUUAUCAAGUAUGACCUGCGGACACGCAUUAAGAGUGGAGAGACUGUUAUCAACACAGCCAACUACCAUGACACCUCACCCUACCGCUGGGGUGGCAAGACCGACAUUGAUUUGGCUGUGGAUGAAAAUGGGUUGUGGGUCAUCUAUGCCACUGAAGGGAACAAUGGGCGGCUGGUGGUCAGCCAGCUCAAUCCCUACACGCUACGCUUUGAGGGUACGUGGGAGACAGGCUAUGACAAGCGCUCAGCAUCCAAUGCCUUCAUGGUGUGUGGAGUCCUCUAUGUGGUACGGACAGUUUAUGUGGAUGAUGACAGUGAAGCAGCCGGUAACCGUGUUGAUUAUGCCUUCAAUACCAACAUGAAUCGUGAGGAACCCAUCUCGUUGACCUUCCCCAACCCCUACCAAUUCAUCUCCUCCAUUGACUAUAACCCCCGGGACAACCAGCUCUAUGUAUGGAACAACUACUUUGUUCUGCGCUACUCUCUUGAGUUUGGCCCACCUGACCCUAGCACUGGCCCAGUUACCUCAACACCACUCAGCACUACAACCACCGUUCGUCCCACCACAGUCACCAGUACAGUCUCGCCUGCUGCUACAACAACAGCACGCCAGGCACCCCUCACCACCCACCCCAUAGGUGCCAUAAACCAGAAGGGCACAGAGCUGCACCCAGUCACUGCCAUCGUGCCCAGCACCCGCCGUCCACCAGCAAACAAUCAGCAUGUCUCUCCAGAGCUCUUCUGUGAGGCCAAGGAGGUGCGGCGUGUCCAGUGGCCAGCCACACAACAGGGCAUGCUGGUUGAAAGGCCUUGCCCGAAGGGCACACGAGGUAUUGCUUCCUUCCAGUGUCUUGCUUCUCUCGGAAUCUGGAAUCCACGAGGGCCUGACCUCAGCAACUGCACAAGUCCUUGGGUCAACCAGGUGGCACAAAAGAUCAAGAGUGGAGAGAAUGCAGCCAAUAUUGCUAGUGAGCUAGCCCGGCAUACGCGAGGUGCCAUCUACGCUGGAGAUGUCAGCUCCUCUGUCAAGCUCAUGGAACAGCUGCUAGACAUUCUGGAUGCCCAGCUCCAGGCCCUACGUCCCAUUGAGAGAGAGUCUGCUGGCAAGAACUACAACAAGAUGCACAAGAGAGAAAAGACAUGUAAGGACUAUAUCAAGGCUGUAGUGGAAACAGUGGACAACCUGCUGCGACCUGAGGCACUAGAGUCAUGGAAGGACAUGAAUGCCACAGAGCAGGUGCACACAGCCACAAUGUUGCUUGACAUCCUGGAGGAGGGGGCCUUUCUUCUGGCAGACAAUGUCAAAGAGCCAGCCCGUUUUGUCACAGCCAAGGAUAAUGUCGUGCUAGAGGUAUCAGUGUUGAACACAGAGGGGCAGGUGCCAGAUAUUGUGUUCCCACAUGACUAUAACACCAGGAAUUCCAUCCAGCUGUCAGCCAACACUAUCAAGCAAAACAGCCGUAAUGGAGUGGUCAAGGUUGUCUUCAUUCUCUACAACAACUUGGGUUUUUUCCUCUCUACUGAGAAUGCCACAAUCAAGUUGGGUGGUGAGGUUGGUCCACUUAGCCCCUCACUAGUGGUCAACUCACAAGUCAUUGCUGCCUCCAUCAACAAGGAAUCUAGCCGUGUCUUCCUAAUGGAUCCUGUCAUCUUCACCCUCUCACACCUGGAGGACAAGAACCACUUCAAUGCCAAUUGCUCCUUCUGGAACUACUCAGAGCGCUCCAUGAUGGGUUACUGGUCCACGCAGGGCUGCCGGCUGGUGGAGACCAACAAGACCCACACCACUUGUGCAUGCAGCCAUCUCACCAACUUUGCUGUGCUCAUGGCACACCGUGAAAUUUACCAAGGCCGCAUCAAUGAGCUGCUGCUGUCCGUCAUCACGUGGGUGGGCAUUGUGAUUUCCUUGGUCUGCUUGGCCAUUUGCAUCUCCACCUUCUGCUUCCUGCGUGGGCUGCAGACUGACCGCAACACCAUCCACAAGAACCUCUGCAUCAAUCUCUUCAUCACCGAGCUCCUCUUUCUCAUCGGCAUUGAUAAGACCCAGUACGAGAUUGCCUGCCCCAUCUUCGCAGGGCUGCUGCACUACUUCUUCCUGGCAGCAUUCUCCUGGAUGUGCCUGGAGGGCAUCCACCUUUACCUCAUGCUAGUUGAGGUCUUUGAGAGCGAGUAUUCCCGCAAGAAAUACUACUACUUGGGUGGCUACUGCUUCCCUGCCCUGGUAGUGGGUAUUGCUGCCGCCAUUGACUACCGUAGUUACGGCACCGAGAAAGCAUGCUGGCUUCGAGUUGAUAACAACUUCAUCUGGAGCUUCAUUGGACCCGUCUCUUUUGUGAUUGUGAUCAACCUGGUGUUCCUCAUGGUUACUCUGCACAAGAUGAUCCGCAACACAUCUGUCCUCAAGCCUGACUCCAGCCGACUGGACAACAUCAAGUCUUGGGCACUUGGGGCCAUCACUCUCCUUUUUCUCCUGGGUCUUACCUGGGCAUUUGGCCUCCUCUUCAUCAACAAGGAGUCCAUUGUCAUGGCCUAUCUCUUCACCACCUUCAAUGCUUUCCAGGGCAUGUUCAUCUUUGUGUUCCAUUGUGCACUGCAGAAAAAGGUUCACCGGGAAUUCAGCAAAUGCCUGCGACAUGCAUCCUGCUGCCUACGGAGCCCACCAGGAGCCACACUGGGCUCCCUUAAGACCUCAGCCAUCCGUAGCAACAACCGUUACUACACUGGGACGCAGAGCCGAAUUCGGAGAAUGUGGAAUGACACUGUAAGGAAACAAACUGAGUCCAGCUUCAUGGCAGGUGAUCUCAACAGCACUCCCACCCUUAACCGAGGCACAAUGGGGAACCACCUGCUGACCAACCCCGUGCUGCAGACACGGGGCGGGACCAGUCCCUACAACACACUCAUUGCUGAGUCCGUGGGCUUCAACCCUGCCUCUCCCCCUGUCUUCAACUCCCCAGGGAGCUUCCGAGAGUCCAAGCACCCCCUGAACAACAGCCGAGACGCCUGUGGCAUGGACACCCUCCCGCUCAAUGGCAACUUCAAUAACAGCUACUCCCUCCGCAGUGGUGACUUCCCAGCUGAUGGCACCAAGAUGGCUGAUUGCCGACGCAACCUAAGUGAUGCUGCAGCCUUUGAAAAAAUGAUCAUCUCUGAGUUGGUACAUAACAACUUGAGGGGGGGAGGUGGUGGCAUGGUCAAGGGAGGUGGGGGUUCCACAGAGACCUCCAACCCCCCUGGGCCCCCUCCCCCUCCCAACAUAGUAGCUGGGGGAGGGGGUACCAACAGUGAGGAUGAUGCCAUUGUGCCUGACGCCCCUUCCUUGACCCAUGAGGAGAACAUGGAAAUUGAACUCAUGUAUAAGGCCUUAGAGGAGCCGCUGUUGCUUCAGAGGGCACAGUCCAUCCUCUACCAGAGCGACCUGGAGGAGUCGGAGAGUUGCACAGCUGACCUGACAGAGGGGGGUGAUGGCCAAGCCCCUUCACCCAACAGGGACUCUUUAUACACCAGUAUGACCAACCUGAGGGACUCCCCAUACCCGGACAGCAGCCCCGAGGCGGUUGGGGAAGUGCUCCCUCAUGCCCAAGCCAUCAAUGAAAUCUACUACACCAACCGGCCAGCCUUGGUGCCACGCAACCAACUCCAGGCCUACUACCAAGUCCGGAGACCCAGCAACGAUGGCUACUUGGUGCCAGGAAGCUUAGAAAGCCCAGCAGUGGAGGGAGAUGGCCAAAUGCAGCUGGUGACCAGCCUCUGAGGGGCCGAAAAGGGACUGAGGGACCAUGCCCCCAACCCUAAUAUGGCAUCCUUGCUGUGACCUGAACAUUUUCAUUUUUUCCUGGAGGAAAGGGCGGGGAAGAAGAGAAUGAAGCAGGGCUGGGGAAUGAAUGGAGGAGAGAAGGUGGAAGAAAGAGCUCAGUAAGGCAGAGGGCUUCCCUGAGGGAGGGCAGCCAUUUUGUCCUGCUUUCCUUCCAUCCAAUUAGUUUUCCAGGCAGAAAGCGGCACAGUGCCUAUUUGGUUAUGUUAGUUUCUUUUCCAGAGAAAUGCAGUGGGUGAAAGAGCAGUGUCCAGGCAAAGGAAUCAGACUUAUUUUAAGAAUACCUCCCAGAGAAUGGGGAGGGGAAAUAGAUGGGAAAAAUUUAAAAGCUGAAAUAGUAAUUAUUUUUUAAAGAAAUGCUACAAAAAUCAAAGCCAUGAGGGUGCCAUACACAGAGAAUAGGGCACUUGGGGAAAUGCCCUGCCUCUUGGCUCAGCACCCACUAUCCGCCCUCCCCUUCCCACAACUUUGUUAGCCUGUUCAGAAGAGUACAAGAGACAAAUGGGGCCUUAUGGCACUUGGCCUAGUUGGGGUUUGGAUGCAAAUGUUGCCAAAAAUAUUGAGAGAGAGAGAGAGAGAGAGAGAAGUGGGCGGGGGGAGAGGAAGGAGUUGUUCAGAUGAUGUUAAGCCCAGAACCUGCCUUCCAGUAUUUGUUGACUGUCACAGUUUAUCAGCAGGACUUUGCAUUUAAGUUCCUUGAUUCUUUCAGAUUGGCAGGAUAGCAGGAAAGUUUCCCUUUGUUUCUUUGAAAAGAGCCCACAUAGGGAUGCUUGACAUGCACCAUUGUUCCUGGGGAAGAAGGAGGAAGUAGGACUGAGGUGGCUAUCUUUAGGUUUAUUUUGGGUUUUGUGGCUGCAUUUGGUAGCCAUUGCCCUCAUGGUUGAUUUGGUGUAGUCACCAGGCCUGAAAUAAAAUCGCACAAAACAGAGAUGAUGAGGGAUGAAAUGGGGGCCCUUCUUCCUGUGUCUUCUGUUGAACUCAGUCCCGUCACUCCCCCACACAGCCUGCUGAGUUGCUGCUCCAACGUUUAGCAGUGAUGCAAGAAGAAUACUCUUCAUCUUCCUUCUGUUUCAUUCCUGCCUAGAAAGAAGCAAAAGUCAGGAGUACCUGCAAUGCAAAUAUGGCUGCCAUCCAAACACAUUUGGGACCACAUUUAGGGGGGAAGUUGGAGUGUUCAAACAUGAACUCUUUUUUUUUCCAGACUUGGAUGGAUUGUCCUUCAGCAAACUGACAAAAACAGCAACAAAAACACUAACCCAGACUGCACUUUUUUCCCCAAAGGAAAAAGAAAUAACAAAUCUCCCUCCUCUCAAGCACAACUCCGACUUUUCUCACCAGCUCUCGUCCUGGGAGAAAGCAACCAGUCUCACCUAGAGGCAUCAUAUCUCUGGGGCGGGCGGUGGGCGGGGUCAAAGUGGGUUGGGAAGGGGGGAUGUGAUACCAAUUGAAAUGCUGUAAAUAUGAAAUCCUAAAAACAACAACAACAGAAUUGAUUUACUCACUUGAAAAAGGAAAAAAAAGUGGAACUUUUCUGUCUGGGUUUUAAAUAUAUCUAUAUCUAUAUGAUAUAUAUAGAUAUAUGGCACUCAGCUCUGCUCUGGCCCCAUGUGUGGUAUGGGAGCAUGAAAGGGAAAAGGAAAUCCCUGCUUUGAUGAAGACAACAGGGGGAAACCCACCAAGAGCAGAUUUUUACAAUCAAAAAAGAAAAAAAGGGGGAAAAACAAUUUUGGCACAAUUUUUAUGUAAUAUAUAACAUAUACUGCAUCAUUUCUGUGACCUUGAAGCAUUUCCCCUUUUCCUGCCGGAUGAGGUACUUAUUCCGUACAUCUCUACAUGAAGUUGGUUAUUUUCUCAUUUACUGCCACUGUGGAAUUGUGGGUGGGGGGAAAUCAAAAACCAUUUUUACUGCAAGACCCAAAGAUGCUGUAAUUCUCUAAUGCUGUUGGUUCCAGGAGAAUCCUUUGCUUUUAAGAAUUUGGGGGGGGGCAGAGUGUUGUCUCAUUGCAUUUCAUUAUUUUACUUUAUUUUAAAAAGCAAACACAUCAUUGGUAUUUAUUUGAAAUCUUCAGACUAGAUGUUGCCUGGGCACAUUGCAUCAAAAAGGGAAGUGGUGUGUGGUUUUUGCUAGCUGGAGCCUCAAAGUGUUAAGUUUUUAAAACUGGGUUUGCAUUUUUCUCCCCUUUUUCAGCAAGUAGAAGUGCUAGGAGACUUCUCAAAAACAGAAACAGAAGGUUUGCAUUUUUAGAGGAGCCCUUCCUUUGGACUAGCCAAGGCCUUUCCUUCUCUGCACCCUACCACAGAGAGAAAGAGGAGCCAUCAGCAAAUCUUUUUUAACCUCUUUGUAUCUCUGACCCCAGAGCCACUGCGGAGACCCAAGCAACCAGUAAAUAGUCUGCAACUGCCCUGUAUCACGGCAGCACAAUUCACUGGUGCCUCCUCUUCCAUCCUAAAGCCCAAUUAGAGGGAUCACCCUCACCCUGACUCUCAGUUAUCUUUUUCAUGGUCUUCUGCAUCUACACUAUUGGUAUGUGCCUGUGCAUGUCAACACUGGGGACACUUCCAUAACUUCUGGAAAUGCUUCAGCAUCAACCAUGUGCCCGGCAUGACUGUUAAGGUUGUGCAGUUGGAGUUUCUCCCCUCAGUUCCCUUGUGAUUGCUGCUGAGGAAACAACAAGCUUUUCAUUCACUUUCCUCUUGCUCUCUACUUCUUUCAUUAAAAAGAAAGUGCAGUUGUUUCACCAGCUAAACUAUAUUUAAGUUACAUUCUUGUUCUCUUUACAGUGAGCACAGUUAACUCUCUUUUAAAUUUGAUAAUGCACAUAAUUAAAAGGAUGGACAUAAUGUUUGUUUUGUCUGGAAGAGGACCACAGAGCAAAUUCCUGUCAUAUUUUCAUUUGGUUUUGAAAAUAGUCAAAACAGAGAACCAAAGUUAAGUGCUUCACUAUAUGAAAUGGCACUAAAAUCUCCACCAUUUUUGUCUAUGAUGCAGUUAUUUGUGUCUAACACCCCACUGAUUCUUCUGAUACAGAUAUUAAAGAAAUCUCCCUCAGAUAAAUAGUCAUCAGGGAAGUCAAAAAAGUCCAAUCAUACAUCUUCAACUUCGAGGCAGCCGACCAGUCCUCAAAAAAGAGGGCAUCAGUUUUGGAAGACCCUUAGAGGAGAUCAGGGAAGAAAAAGGAGGAUUCGGUGAAGCAGAUGGCUUUGGUCAGAGAACUCUCUGCUGAGAACCCCAGUAUUAGUGCCAAUAGAGAAGCCCUCAGAGGUACCUAAAAUUCCAUCUAUGUCACCUAUGCAUUGAGAUAUUGAUUUCAUGGAGGGUUCUCCAUAUUUACCAGUACAGUUAAUGGAGGCAGCCUCUUUGACAGAUGAGAAAUCUGGAAAAGGGAUGAAGCACUGACAUUGUUAUAGUCCACAGUGCACACUGCACUGAGGUUGAGAGACUCCUUCCUUCUCACUCUUCCAGCUCUUCUCAGUACAGACACUACUGUGAGCACACAUACUCCCCAAUGUCAGAGUGUCAGUUCCGUGAUUCAACCAUUACUUCUCUGGAUAUCACAGAAAAGUAUCUCUGGAAUUCUUCCAAGACUGAUCUUCCCAUUAUCACCAGUCUUCUGACUAUGGUGCUGACAGCCAAAAGAAUAGUAAUAAUGGGGAGAUUGGUUCUGGAAGAAAAAUUCCAGAUACCUGCUGCUACUGUUUCUGCUCCAAUUCAACUGAGUGCUGUUGAUCCUGAUGUUGAGGUCAUUUAGCAAUCUUCGUUGUCAAUGUUAGCUAUCAUCCCGAUGUCUACAGCACCAAACCUUCAUUCCUUGACUGCACUGGUGUCUUCAACAAGACUGACAACUUCAGUAUAGAGCUCUAUACCAAGGGGGGGCAAACCUCAUUCACCUUAUGUUUUGGAUGUUGACAAUACAGAUUCCAAAAUUAGAAUUUACUCACUCUCAAAUGAUUUUGAUACAGAAUGCCUCUGAUCUUUCUUCAGAUGACACUGCCCUUCCAAAGCGAUCAGAUUAUCUUCUGGAGGCGUUAAAAAUGUACAGUGCUCAGAUACUGUGCUUGACAAAAAUGCUGGGUUUGUCACUGAACGAAGGAAGCGACUCCACCAAUAGAUGAUCCAGUGUUCAAUUUUGUCCAUAGUUCAUCUAUGCCAACAGAUGUACCCAGGGUACCCAGUAUUGAUAAAUGCAUCAAAGUAGACGGAGCAAACCAGCACCUGUCUUUCCAACUUUGAAGAAGCUGGAAUUCAUGUAUAAAGUGCAAGCAGGCAUUUGCUUGCUGCCCCGAGCCUUUUUUGGAAGGGUGGUAUAUAAAUAUAAAUAAAUAAAUAGUGGGUUCCUGUUUAAACAUCCCUCUCCUGACUCAAUGGUAGUAGAGCAUACCAGCUUGUAGAAGCAUUAUAGGAGGCAUUCUGCCCCUGCCAUUAUAUGUAAAAUCAAUAUAGAUAGAUAAAUAAAUAAAUAAAUAAAUAAAUAAAUAAAUAAAUAAAAGCACACUUUACGAAGACGGCAGGUUCCUCAACAGCAAAUCUCUUGGGUGCUUCAAUCCCUGCCAUAUGUAAAACUGCAGCCUGGUUCACAAUAUCUUCUUUCAUCAAACACUGUGCCUUGGAUGUUAGAUCAAGAAAGGAUGCUGUACAGGGUAGAGCUUCCCUACAGCAAGUUCUGCCUUGACGUUUCACCCACCUCCAAGAUGCUCAUUAGCUAAUCUUCCAAUAGUGUGGAUGCACAGAGGAGCACAAACAGGUUGCUUACUGUUGCUUACCUUUGAGUGGUCCUGUGUGCAUACAUGCAACCCAUCCACCAGCCUGACUGCAGGUGGAGGGGGAAAGAUGUAGUUAAGGUACUUACCUGUUUGAAUUUAGGUCUCCACACAGACAUCUGCUGUUAGUGGCAUUCAGUCAGGAACUGAGGGAAGACGUUCCAGCUGCCCAAGCCUAAUGUUCAUGCUAUCAUGUGGGUGGCAUUGAAGCAUCUGGAGAAGCUAUGGAAGUGUCAAAGUUGUUAUCUGCACAACCACAUUCCUAAUAGUGUUGAUGCACAUAGGAGCACUUGAAGAUAAUCAGUUCCAGGUAAGCAACUUGAUUUUUCCCUGGGCUGUUGUCGGGCUAGGUCUACUGCAUCUUUCCACCCAAGAACACCCAAUAAAUGGCUGGUAAAGAGCUGGCCAUGUACCCAUACUGAUCUCUAUGUGGGGAAGAGCCCAGAUGGAAAGAUGGAAGUUGGGUUUUGCUAGCAACAACAAAUCAGGUGAAAGUGCAUGCAGUUUGUGGCUCUAGAAUAAGAUCAACAAUAUAGCUCUGGAGCAGUGAGCCUGAUAUGACACCUUUUCCAAUCGAGUGAGGCAGCAUGCAGCAAAAUAACUCAGGCUGUCCCACCCACAGCCAGGUUUUUUCUAUCCCAGCUUGCAGGGCAAGGUUAUAAAAGAAUUAGCAGGCCCUAAAAAUGUCCAGACACCUUUUAUUUUAUAUCUAGGUCAUUCUUUCAAGGGACAUGGGGGAUUGGAUUGUGGGACAUUUACCUCCCUUCAUUACUGCUUCAGUCUUUGGUUGAAUUACUCAUUGGAAUCACAUUGUAUGAAAGUUGGAGAGUUAACUAUGUCCUCCUCCUGACACACAUUGGUUUAUCCAAACUCUUUUCAGUUUGGUCCAGAACUAGCUUGUCUGCUUUCUUAGGGGAACACUCUACCCCAAAGAAGAUGAAGCCCUGCCCCCAAUGACCUGUUCCAGCACCGAACUCUGUUUCUGAUCAAUCCUCUCUCAAUACCAAAUGGCCUUAUUAACCUCACUUGCAUUUGCUGCAUUGGCCCAAGGAAGACCCUGGGUUCAGGUAUCUCCUUGCCAUUAUUAUCAAGAGGUAUUUGGGAACCUUAUGUUUAAAAAAAACCAACAAAAAACCAAAGACUAUCUGCUCUCCUCCACCCUGUUGGAGUGAAGCUAUGGAGGUUGAAUGGCUAGCAUCCCAAUCUCAAGACUGGAUAUUUUCCAGCCUAAUGUUAACUCUGAGUAAUCUACACUAUAGUUAUGUUUUCUCUGUUAAUUGGAAAGAAGGAAUCAACAAAUCGUUGAGUUAAUAUCAGUGUUACUGCCUGUUCUGCCCUGGCAUGAGACAGAUGGUGGAGGAGGCUGGCUCUUUUAAGUUAACAACAGAUGAGAGAACAGGCGUUUAGCAUUCAGACUUUGCAAUCAAAUCAGAUGCUCCUUGCUGUUUUGGUGGAGGUAGGAGGGAUGUCCUCCAUCCAUAUGAUGGAGGCUUCUUGCUGGAUGCAGUCUAUAGACUUUACCAUUGCCCAGUUUCUUUUACUGCUACUUACCUCAGUGAAGUGUGACCAUCUGAAUUCAGGAGCGCUCUACAGACAUAUGCAGCUUAAAUUUACAUUCUGGAAAGUAGAGGUCAAGAAGAGUCCCAUAUCCAGUGUUAUCAUUAGGAGAAGGGACAUGUUCAUUUGCAAGGUAUGAAAUAGAAGAGAGAGAGAGGAAAAACAACUCCCUCCAUUGUCACUGCAGCAUAUGCUAUGUCCUCGGCACUUACCAAUGACUCCUCUCCUUGAUUAGCACACUCCUAACUGAAGUAGCUGGGCUUGAAGAAAUCACCACAGUAGUGUGAAGCUGCUACCUGGGUAGAGGAGGUCCCCUUCAUGUUUAAACAAAAUAUCCUGCAUGGACUAGUUCGCCUGAGAGCCACUCUUCAUUUCCCACAUCUUUAUUUUAUAAACCUUCCUCUCCCAACCCUUUUGUUUGUUUUUGCGCUUUAGGGAAGGUGCUCAUUUUAGCUGCUUAUUAUUGAACCUUCUCCACAACCAGAACUACACACCAUAUUCUAAAUGUGUGUUUUCCAUAAGUUUACACUAUGACAUUGGGAUACUUGUUGUAUUGUUUUCAAUCCUCAUCAUGAAUUUGUCCCUGAUAUAACUGAACGUCCUGCUAUGACCGCAAAAUAGUUUCCCAGGGCCAUUCUCUACUCAAGUAUAAGAUUUCAACAGGUGAAGGAGACCCCCUCAUAUCCAGCAAUGAUAAUCAUACAGGUGUCUCCAUUUCUCAACUGAAGAAAGUGCCCCCUUCACUGGCAGGCGAGAGGUUUGCUAUCUUAAGUUUUCCCUUGAGACUGCACAGUGCAGAUGUCCCCACCCCAAUCCAGCAGUAGGCAGAGGGACCCGACAAUGCCAAGUGCUUGAGUCCAGAUGGAUUGCUAGGAGCAGAUGCGUCCUUGUCACUCUGGAGAGGACUAAGAGGGCAAAGCUGUGUGUCUGGUCUAAGCCCUGUGCAGACAGAUGGAAUACUACUCCAUUUUUGUACGGAAGCCAUCAUUAUAUUCUUGUCUGUUUUAUUUUAUAUCAUGAGGUCUCUGCUGGGGGUCACAGGAAAUAUUUGCAGAUAAAGGGGGGAUAGUCAGAAAACAAAGAUCCAUUUGUAGCAUGCCUCCAGGAGCCAAUGGCUGACAUUUCCCCAUGUUCUUGCCCUCCCCCCGCCCCAAUGAAGGUUGGCGGCUUCACAGUUAGAGAUCCUCGGAAGCUUCCUAGUCAACAACUACAGUUGUUAACAUGCCAUCCUGGGUGUAACCAGUUCAUCUUUUUCCUUGCAGCCCAUUAACUGAGACCUCUGUAGUCCCCUUUGUUGGCCUUUCAUCAAAGACUUAUGCAAACCCAUGAGUUCAACCCACGUCUUCAGCAAAAGCAUUCCCUUAAGCUUCUUCAGAGUUAUCCACUACCUUUGUGCAAUGGAGGCAGAUGGCAAGUUAGCCCAAAUGUAUUCCCCACUCGCCAUCAGGUCAAAACUGCAUGGAAAAUAUGGGGCAACCCCUAGGACAAGGAUAUGGCCCUUGUGUUUCCCAUCUUGACGACGGCUGGGAGAAUCAACAAGCAGUAUGCCUCAUUGGCACACUGCUCAUCCAGGCCAUCUCUGUUUUCUCAAGAACAAUUGACUGGGUACAAGCCAACAUGAGCGGCAUUCAUGCAUAAGCUAGUUCAGGACAGUACUACCUCUCGAGUAACAUUAGAACUUGGAAUCUGCUGCUCUAAAAGCCACUCUGAGUUUAAUUGCUAGGCACAGUGGCACUCUUGCCCUGUCUCUCUGUUCUGGGGGAGUGAUAUGUGCUCCCUUCUCUGCCAGAAACUCUCAGGCUCCCCGCACACUCCUAACUUCUGGGGAGGGAGGGUCGUUCUUUUGCAAAACAGUGAAAGGACAGCUAUAAAGCCUGAACCAGCACCAGCAGUUCUCAGAAGUGGAGAAUCGCUCAUCCUUCCCAAGCUGCGUGAUACAGGCAGGUGCUCCAGGCAAUGGGCCUCCCGAAUGAAGGAGUUCAUUUCCCCAUAGCUCUGUAGGGGGACUUCUGCUGCUGCUGUAGGAGCUUCUUACACCAGCUCUCUUCCUCCUCCUCCCCCUGUACAGGUCUUGCCAGUGCAGCCCUGGGCCCGCCCAGACUGUGUCUCCCACUGGUGCCUGUGUGCUGUCCUGCCACCCAUGGGCUUCUAAACCACUGGCAAGUGGUGGGCCCAGAGCAGGCCACCUCCUUUUCGCUAGCCAGCUCCAGUAAAGGCAUGAGCCCAGCUAUGCUAGGCACCGCAGAGCCAGAGGGGAACUUGUGCUGGGACAGGAAAUGUCAAGGAGGAAGGCCGGCAUGGCAGCAGCAAGCACCCCAGAGCCUCAGGCUGGUUCCCUGUGCAGUCCUGCCUGCCUCCUCAAAGCUGCCCCUGCCCUGCCACACUGGUCUCCAUUGUUAUUCCUUCAGCUCCCUCCAGAUUUGCAAGUGAAGCUGUGCCUUUGGAAUGGCAGCAUGAAGGCCUCCUGCGUCCAAAAAUCCAGGGCCUACUGGGAAGGUGUGUGGUUCAUUCUCUCCCUUGGGCCCUCUAUGUCCCCUUCUACAGGUUGGUGCUGAUCCAUUUCUGUCUCAACACCAUUGCUUUUGUCCAGUUUGCCUUUUUUCCUUUCCAUCUGUCUUUUCAGUUCCCUUCCCUUCCUUUCAACAUGCCAAACCAAUUUUGGGUCGAGUGCAUUAAACAGAAAAAAAAUAUAAUAAUGAAAAUUUUAAAAAUAUUUAAAAAAUGGAAACUUGUUGAGUUACAAAAAAAAUUAAAACAAUAAAGAAAAUAUGAUUUCUUGGA